AUGGGUGCAAGCGACUCGAAGCUUGUCUUCAAAAAGGGCAUCUUCAGGCUCAGUGGAGAGCGCAGCAUUGCUGCUGACGAUCCAUACUGGACCUCUUUCUGGGAGCUCCCCGAAUCCUCCGACGAUGUAUUCAGCCUGUUUGCCGCCGCGGACAUACGGCGCACGCGAGACCAUGCGAUCGAGAACCUCGAGACCUUGAUACUGGCCGUUACCUCGCGGCUCUUCAAUCUGCGACACCAUCCGUCCUUUCCCGACCCCGAGAUUGCCCCCGAGCGCGAUGCCCUCAACUGCAUCCGGGUUCUCACCAGGGUUCUGCCCUACAUCUACGAGGCCGCCAACCUGCACGAGUGGGAGGACCGCUUCUUCUGGGGCAUCCGGCGUAAGAAGACGCGGGAGUCGGCAAUAGCCAGUGAAGUGCUCUUCGACGACGACGAAGAGGAGGCAGCGAGGAGCAGGCGGUCAGAUGAGUACGAGGAGGUCAGGCCCUUGGCGGAAGAGCUCAUCGACACCCUUGUCGACCUGCUGUUCUUCUCCGAUUUCACCGUCUCAAAGCAACAACACGGCAAGCCCAAGGUCACCUAUGCGAUAUGGCAGAGCGGGGUCGGCUGUAACCAGACCGUUGCUACGACCAAGGAAUUUGAGAGCAACCGCAUCGAAGUGUUGCGCCUGCUACUCGCCAUCACCGGCCAGAGCCUGUACAUGUCGGCCGCAGUGCUCCCACAAAAUGGCACGAAAGCUCUUACGCACAUCUGCACUUGCUCGGACAAGCAGGUUGUAUUGUCUCUUCUCUGCUCGUUGCUGAAUACUACCAUGAAGUACAACCCUGCGAGUUGGCGAGUACCGUACAAUACGCUUGUCUUCAAGGACCCAAAGCAGAUCCUUGUCACCUACUCCUUGCAACUACUUCUUGUCACGCUUCUGUAUCCUGUUCCCGAGAGAAACGGCGAGCCGCAAAAGAACUGGUUCCGUCACUUUCUCGGACGGAUACACCGGCCGCAGGACUUCCAGUUCAUCGUUGACGGAAUGACGCGUAUCCUGAACCAGCCUCUGCAGGCUAAUGCUUCCUAUAUCCCCGGAACCCAGUCGUCCAUACGGUUUGCACCCGAAAUGAUAAUGUUGUUUUGGGAGAUAACGCAAUGCAACAAGCGGUUCCGCUCCUUCAUUGUCGACACCGAGAGGGCACACGACUUCACCAUCCUCAUUUUGUUCUACGCUCUCGAGUACAAGAGCGAUGCUUCAAAGCAAGGGGUCGUGAGGAUGUGUGCGUUCCUCCUCCAAACGUUGAGUGUGGAGAAGAACUUCGGCGUCAACCUCAACAAGCCGUUUGAAGCACAAGAAACCCUGCCUCCUGUGAUCCGCAUACAGGGCUUCAGGGGCAGCUAUGCUGACUUCCUCGUACAAUCCAUCUACAACCUCAUCACCACGAGCAAUGGAAAGCUUACAGCUAUCUACCCUGCUUUGUUGGCGAUUAUCAACAAUAUUGCUUACUACCUCGAGGGACUCAGUGUUGCUACCGGCGCAAAGAUGAUGCAGCUCUUCAAUUCGAUGUCUUCUCCCUCGUUCCUGUUGGCGAAUGAUACGAACCACACCCUUCUACGAUCAUUGCUCGAGUCUAUGAACUCCAUACUCGAGCACCAGUACAAGAACAAUCCCGAGUUCGUGGCGGCAGUCCUGCGAAACAGGAAACGGUUUGAGGCUCUUCGCAAUUUUACCCUGGAAAGUGGCCAGGAAGAGAUCGAGAGGCGCAAUCGACGGCGAAAGGAUGCUCGAGCUUCUUCAGACAUUGACUCCACCAGAAGUUCCGCUGAGAGCCUGAGGAGUCCAGUGACGGGCCAUUCUCGGCCACCAACACUCAGCAACGUUCCCGAGGAGGACGGCACAUUUACCAUUGGCGAUGACGAGGAUGACAGUGACGAAGAGCGUCCCACGCCCUCGCAAUCCGAUCCAAGCGAAAAUCCAUCACGGGCGUCUUCGGUGGUGUCGAACGUCGAGGACGCGGUCCCAACACAGCUCCGGGGCAUGUCAGAGAAGGCCAGGGGCAAGAUGCCGGCCGGCAUACAGAACUUCUCCAGGCAGAACAGCAUGACCAGCCUCAGCGGAUACUCCAUGUCUGGCCAGUCAAUGAACGGCCAAUUCGAGCCGACUCCGCAAUGGAUCGACAGCUGGCUUCCAGAACUACCACUGCACACCAUCCUGAGCGCGAUCCCGCAGGUAUCGGCCCUGGUGCCGCGGCAGGCGCUGAUCGCGGACCACGCUUCGCCCGAGACGCUUCGCAAGAUCAGCCAGGUGAAGCUAGUUGGGGUGGACCCGUCUCCGGUGCGGGUGCACUCGUUCGAGUGGUCGCCGCUGGCGCUGGGGUGGUACGAGUCCCUGAUCUGGAGCUUUAUCUUCAGCAGCGAGAUGCAGAUCUCCAAGGGCACGGUGGGCAUCUGGAACGGCACGGGCAUCAAGCUGUUCCGCGUGCAGGAGACGGCGCCCGAGGGCCCGACGCUGACCAGCCCCCGCGGGGCCGUCGACGCGGUCGGCAGCAACAUCGUCUCCAGGAUCGGCGCCAUGAACCUCCGGGGCCCCGCCCAGCAGGGCUACAGUCAGGUCGGCCAGGGCGCAGGCGGUGGCGGCAGCGGCCCCGCUGCGGGCGGCUCACCUAACCCGUCUGCGCGGAGUUAG
This is a messenger RNA of Diaporthe citri, 2667 nucleotides long. RefSeq lists its product as uncharacterized. Lineage: Eukaryota; Fungi; Ascomycota; Sordariomycetes; Diaporthales; Diaporthaceae. The record is from RefSeq and is a predicted model, not a curated record. Gene Ontology annotation, cellular component: Golgi trans cisterna; membrane; Golgi medial cisterna. The transcript has 5 exons. The coding region runs from base 1 to 2667 and encodes 888 amino acids.